UUGACGGAAGUCCUGUCCAAGCUAACGUUGUCGAGCGCGCUGAAAUUCAAACGCGAAGGAGGAGACGAGACACAUAAACCUCCAGCUUGUCUGCCGGCAGUCAGUCUGUCCUGUGGGACGUCCUGUUUCUCGACUACCAUACAAGCGUCUCAGCUCAGCAUGGAAGCUGCUGAAGACAACAGCAGUGCUAACACUAGCUUAAAGAGGCAGAGAGCGACUCUAGCCGAGACUGGCGACAAUCUGCUCUCACUAUCAGACGUCAACGAUGGUCAGAAGCGUCCACGAUUGGAAUCAAGGGGUCAGGAGAAUCGCACUCCAAGAGCGUCUCCGUGUGGACGUGGAGCUGAGCUGCUGAUAAAGCCUGAUACGCCCAUGGUGCCCUCAGUGCAGCAACGAGUGCAGCAGCUGGCCCAGAAAGGAGACGUGGCGCAACACUGCCUGCUAGAUGGCAGCACUUCCCUCUCCAGCAAACAUCACCAGCAUCUUCUCAGCGAGGCAGACUUUCAUCAGCGCAUGGAGCGUUUCAAAGGACCGCUCUUCCGGGCUGGCCCCGACGCCACGCCCAGCCCGGGCAAGCCCCGCCCACUCAACCUGUCCAACAUCGUCUCUGGUAUUCAGCAGAAACUGCAUGGUGACGCAACACCCAGCUCGAAGCAGGCUUCUCGUAUUCGCCAGGAGCGGGAGCAGGAGCUGAACCAGUUGAACUUGCAACCAAUCAGGGACAAUGCCUGGCUCAAGAGGAGCAGCUCUGAUUCCUCACUCUGUCAGAAGCAGGAAAGGACCCUGCCACCCUCUUCCUGCACUCCAAGAUCCAAAAGGCUGGUGCAAUGGCCGCCCGUGCAGCCGUAUUAUGAUGUCGACGCAGACAUGAAAGACGGCAGCUUCACAUCAGGAGCACACAGUUCAUCGCCAUCAGGGCCCGGCGCCCCCAGUGAAGGGCGGCCGCCCCCUGCAUGGAAGGAGCAAACCACCCUUCAGGUUGACCUCGAGGGAGGGAAAACGGUACUUGCAAAGCAACCUGUACUACAGCUGUCCUUCUCCGAGGAUGGUGGUGUCUUCUCCAAAGCGGCGUGCGGUGAAGAUCAGAAAUAUUCCGAGCCGCCUGCAGGAGAUGAUGACAAUGUCCUGGAAUCCACCCGUGACGAGUCCAGCGCAGAUAACGCGAAUGUUUCCAAUGUGACGCAAUGGAACGUGUGGACCGGAGAAGAUGAGAAAGAAGGUGGAUCAUCUUGCGUUGAAGAAAGCAUGGAGCUCUCGACGGAGGAGGAGUCGAGGGUUUGGAGGUAUCCUACUUGUCAGGGUGGAGACCUUGCAAAGCAAAGUGAGGACAGGUGCUGUGAUUCUUCCGGAGAAGAAUCCAGGAUCCUGGAUGCUGAUCAUCUCACGAUUGAGGCUUCCACUGUUGGGAAGUCUGCGUGCCCUCAUACCAACCAUGGCAGAAGACCAAGCGAAGAACUUCACUGUCAGGAUGCUGCUGCAACUCUCACCUCAAAUAUUGAUAAAAAGAUGGGAAAAGAAGCAGAAGUGGAGAAAAGUCAACAGGACCUGGAUGAGGAACCUGAUGAGAAACCAGGGACUGGAUUUGAUGCAAAGGUAGAAAACAGUGUUCCAAAGACUCUUGAGGAAACACAGGCGUUAGUUGGAUGCCGGACCGUGGAAAACGAUUCCCAGCGUGCUGUGGGAGGAGAACCCUCCAAGAAGGUUACCUUCAUCCUGGAACCGGAGUUCAUCAAUAGCUCCACCUCCAUGGAGUCUGACCUGUCAGAUGUCGAUCUCAGCUCACAUGAUGACACCAACACCGCUGACAUCAUCGACCAGAUGUUUGAGGAGGUUCUGGAAUACGCUGAAAAACUUGAGGAAAGGCGGUCCAGCAAUGAGGGAGAAAAAGAUGGCGCCCAUAUUGAGUCCGAGCGGGAAGAAGAAAAAGAAGAAGAAGAAGACCAGGUAGAUGCCAAAAAAGAAGAGUGUGAGGAUGAGCUGUUCCUCCCUACGACGAGCAUCCUCUCCCCUCUCAGCAAGUCUAUAGAGGCUGUGGUCACCCCGCUGCGCCUGGACGCCGGCGCGGAAGCGAAUCCUCCAUCUCUUCUCCUGACGCCAGAUGAGACUACCAGUCCUCUUUACAGUGUUGAUGCCUACCGCACACAAAGGCAGAGCAAGAUGGCCGCCACGAUCCAGAGUGUCACUCCCAGGGUGCAGAGAAGAGCUCCUGACAAGCCCCAACCUGGAUCAUCCACCAACUCCAAGGAGAGAAUCGCGACGCUAAACGAGGAAGCGGCCAAGCUGCAGAUUGUCAUCAACCAGACCCUGCAGGCUCUGAGCUGCUGCACCGACGAAGAGCACGGACGGGGUUCGCUGGAGGAGGCGGAGGCUGAAAAACUGCUCCUGGUGUCCUGUGAGAAGCGCUCGGCGUGCCUCGCAGAAGCGGCCCGGCUGAGGGACGGGAGGAGUUCCAGUUCUUCAGGGGAGGACGACGUCACUCAGCAGCCCUGCAGAGCGACUGUGACCAUCACAAAUAUUCAACUUCCUCUCAAGGUGGAAUUUGUCUGCUCCUCGUACAACCGCUCAGCCGCCAACCACCAGCCCAGUCACUACUUCUUCAUCCUGAUCCGCUACGGCGCCUGUAACAUUGUGGCCACACCCCUCGCCACAGCAGCCGACGCCCAGAACGGAGACACUAUUUCUUUCCCCACGUGUGUCACUCUCAAGGACAUCGCCUCCACUUUCCAUAUUGACGUGGAAGUCUACAGCCUGUCCCACACUUUGGGGACCAUCACUGGCAUGGAGCGUAGCACCGCCAGGUCACGGGUGACGCCGAGAAAGCUUCUCAAUACUCUAACAAAGGCCAGCAGCACUCUGACGUCUGCUGCUGUCCCAGCCUUCAGCACUCAUCGCUCCAGUAACUUUACUUUGGUCGGGUCCCACAAGAUCACUUUAGCCUCUCUGGGACACCGAAAGUUCGCUUUGGAUAAGAUGAAACUUGACGGCAAAGUCAGGAAGCUCCUGGGAGAUGAAUUUCAGGAAAAGGUGCCCUUUCUGUCUCCUUUAGAGGGAAGCAUCUACCUGCAGGUAGACAGCCAGAGCCAUUCCUGUGUGCAGCACCAAGGCUUCCUGACAAUGUUUGAGUUGCUAAGUGGAUUCGGGGUUUGGCAUCGCCGCUAUUUCACCCUGGAUGGCUGCACCCUGCAUUACUGGAAUCAUCCCAACGACAAGGAGAGCAAGGAAGCUGAGGGAGUCAUCUCCCUGUCCAGCUCCCCCAACCGGUGCGUCCGACCCGUCAAGAGGGACUCGUGCGCUCGACCUUUCACCUUUGAGCUGGUGAGCAGCCUUCCACAAGACGACAACCAGGAAUCCUUCAGCAAGCGUUGGUUUUCGGCGGACACCAAGCAGGAGAGGCUGGACUGGAUGGAGAAGCUCAACCAGGCCCUCUUGGACUUCCACACGUGGAAGCCGGCAGCAUCCAUCCCCGUCCAGCCGUCCGACACCUCCAGGGGGAACCUGAGGGAAAGCAUCUUGUAACCUUUCCUUCCUUGCCUUCACUCCUGUUUCCUUAUACCUCGUACUACAUCUUCUUCUUCCUGCUAUCCUCUUAUUUCGAUGCUGUUGAAGCAAAACGAUUGCUGGUUUUUGGACUCAAUACAGGAUGUAUCUCACGUCUUUGAUUUACAGUAUAUACUGUAUAUACAGUAUACUCUAUAUACUGUAUACACUGUAUAUACAGUAUAAACCAUAUAUAUGGUAUACAAGGUAUACGCAGUAUCAAUGAAGUAAUAAUGUGUAAAAGAUGAAUAAUUGUUUUCCAGGUGUGAGUAUGAUUGUGCAUACGUUGAUGUUUGUAUGUAUUACAGUGUACACACUACACUGUAAUGGGGUAAUGUAACGGGGUGUAUACAGUACACAGUAGAGUAUAUCCAGUGGUGAUCAAUGCAGUUUUCUUUCUGGCUGAGUGAAGGAACUUCCUGUGCAAUAAAGAAAGA
This is a messenger RNA of Doryrhamphus excisus (bluestripe pipefish), 3974 nucleotides long. Lineage: Eukaryota; Metazoa; Chordata; Actinopteri; Syngnathiformes; Syngnathidae. The record is from RefSeq and is a predicted model, not a curated record.